AAUGACCACUUUGAGAACUUGCAGAGGUCUAAUCCGAGGAAAACUGACAGGCCUUAAGUCGAUCAGAUUAUGAAGUUUGUGACUGUUAAAUUACAAAUGAAAAACUUACAUGAAACUCAGGAUCUAAUCCAAGACUUUUAAGCGGAGAUUUGAUAAAGUUCUUUGCUUAAAAGAAAAAGGACAAAUUCUGCAAGCAAAUGAAUAUUUGUGCUUAGCUGUGAGUCAUAUUUACCAUGUAUGUGAUUCCAGGAUUGAAGCUUUAAUUGCAGUCCCUAUCCUAAGAGCAUCACAUGGGAAGCCUGGCAAGGCUGAAGCAUGCAUGGAGGUGGCCAUUUUUUGUGAGACCAGGAAGUGAGUGAGUGUUAUUCAAGCGCAACAGCUAUGGCAGGCGAUGAGAGGGAUUAUAACCUGACAAAGGAGCAGAAGGCUAUCAAAGCCAAAUACCCACCGCUCACGAAGAAGUAUGAAUAUCUGGAUCACACAGCAGAUGUGCAGCUACAUGCCUGGGGAGAUACUUUGGAAGAAGCAUUUGAGCAGUGUGUUAUGGCCAUGUUUGGCUACAUGACCGAUACAGAGACUGUGGAACCUCUGGAUACCGUAGAAGUACAGGCAGAAGGACAUGACAUGCUGUCUCUUCUUUUUCACUUCUUGGAUGAGUGGCUGUAUAAAUUCAGUGCUAAUGAGUUUUUUAUACCAAGGGAGGUGAAAGUGAUUCACAUUGACCGAAUGCAAUUCAAAAUAAGAUCAAUUGGGUGGGGAGAAGAGUUCUCUUUAUCCAAACACCCUCAGGGCACAGAGGUCAAAGCCAUAACUUACUCAGCAAUGCAGAUCUGUGAAGAAGAGAAGCCAGAAGUCUUUGUCAUCAUUGACAUUUAAAGCAAGAAAAGUGUAAGGAAAUGACUGCAUACUUAUCACUGGCUAGCAGAGGUCCCUCAAAAAAAGCAAUACUCUUGGAAAUAACUAAGGAAUUGGCCAAUUCAAAUCAUAAGUUGAAGGGAGUAAUUGCAGGGAAUGUACAUCUGUGUUUGGACUUGAGGAUGGUGAGCCAGACCAAGACCUGUAUGCCAGGAAAAAAAAGAACGAGUUGGGAUUCUCUAUUUCUUUUUUCUUUUGUUUUUGAAGGUGAGUGGAGUGAGGGAGAGAAGAUGAGAGUUGUAGGGAUUGAAAAUCUCUCAGCAAGGUUGGUAUUUUAUAUCAACAUUUAAGGCUGAUGUAUAUACUAGGUGGUAUAUGAUCUAAAUAGAUUAGUGAAGCCAGUAAAGAAGAUACUGCCUUUUUCUAAGGUGGCAGUGUUGGAGCAGGAGAUAAAAAAAAUUGUUAAACUGCAUGACCUUAUUUGGAGAUUUAAAUAUUCUAAUUCUGAGGUGACAUCCCUCCAUAUUAUUUGAAGGCUCUAAAACAUCUGCAGCGAGUCUGAUUUAAUGUAGAAAAGUUUCUGAUUGUUUGAAGAAUGCCAAAGAAAGUAAACCAAUCUUUCAAAAAACUUUGAGAGUACUUAAAAAAAAAAAAAAAAAAAAAAAAAAAAAAAAGUAAUGCCACCAGGUGGUGCUGAAUUGCCAUAAGUUUCUGAGUAAUGGAAUCCUACUAGUGCUUAUUACCAGUCUAAAAAGCACAGAUUUCUUUGCUGCUGUUGUGAAAAGGAAUACACUGGAGUUUUUUGCAGCUUCAUUCCCAAAUAUGUUUCAUCACACACACACAAAAAAAAUUAUUUUAAAACAGAACUAAGCAGACACUUCAAAUUUAAGUAAGAUUCUAUCUCCUCUUAAAAAAUAACCAAAAAAGACCCACAGAGCUUCCCACUUGCAGUGUAGGAGAACUAUGUGUGGUAAUGCACAUGCCUGUAACUCUUGAUUAUUUCCACUUCUGCUGUAGAGAAGAGUUCAUGGUUUUCAUCUGUCCUUAUACUACAGAGUUGUGAGGUGUGGCAAAUUCCAGAAAAGCUUCCUUUUGCCUUUAAUGCCAGAAAAUACUGAACUUUUAUUCACUGAAUCAAGAAUAAUAAUCAAAAAGUGUGCGUUUUGUUUUAAAUCAUGGGACAACUAAUGUGCAUUAUCUGCUGUUGCUAUUUAAAUAUGAGACAGGCACAGUGAAUAUGAAAUCUGGGCUGACCUGACCCUGUUUCUGGUAAAUGCUGUUAAAUGCUUCAUCUCUGGAGGUAAUGUCCCAUCUCUAUUUUGUUGUAAAAUCAUCUUAAACAGAGACUUUUUAUUUCUUUAUUGUGAAGAUGGAGGAUAAAAUCAUUUUAUUUUUUGAUAAAGCCUUAACGCUGAAAUAAAACUUGGAUUAAGAAAGAA
This is a messenger RNA of Rhea pennata, 2294 nucleotides long. RefSeq names its product zinc finger and BTB domain containing 8 opposite strand (gene TSLIG1). The record is from RefSeq and is a predicted model, not a curated record. NCBI's taxonomy places the organism in Eukaryota, Metazoa, Chordata, Aves, Rheiformes, Rheidae. Gene Ontology annotation, biological process: tRNA splicing, via endonucleolytic cleavage and ligation. Gene Ontology annotation, cellular component: tRNA-splicing ligase complex. The transcript has 8 exons. Bases 382 to 876 code for a protein of 164 amino acids.